Messenger RNA from Sander lucioperca (pikeperch), 2487 nucleotides. Its product is annotated as circadian-associated transcriptional repressor-like. Gene Ontology annotation, cellular component: nucleus. Gene Ontology annotation, biological process: circadian regulation of gene expression; negative regulation of DNA-templated transcription. Bases 369 to 1403 code for a protein of 344 amino acids. The record is from RefSeq and is a predicted model, not a curated record. NCBI's taxonomy places the organism in Eukaryota, Metazoa, Chordata, Actinopteri, Perciformes, Percidae. Gene Ontology annotation, molecular function: RNA polymerase II cis-regulatory region sequence-specific DNA binding. The transcript has 6 exons.
AGACAGCGCGCGCGCGCGUGCGCGUGUGUGUUUGUGAGAGACAGUCAGGGGUGGUGGUGAGGAGCUCCAGACCGGCGCAGAGAGGAGAGAGGGUUGUGCCCCACCCCUCUCGGACACGUUGCCCAGGGAAAGGCUGCACGGGCUGCAUGGGACUCCCGCCCGCCCGCCCGCCCGCCUUCUAUGGAACGUACACGUUUUCGGCGUUCCACAGCCUAUCUUCCUGCGUCUGCUGGUUUCAUGGUUUCACUCCAUCAGCAGUGAGCUCGGUCCUGUCCGCUGCAUGUCCUCAACUCUCCGAGCCGGACGGGAAACACACGGUUCACUUCUGGUCCGUGAUGCUCUCUGCUGGCUGAGAGUCCAGCUCCAACAUGUCGACCUCGGACUCGGAUUACUCCAUUGACUGGCUCGCCAGCGAUGAGGAUGACUACGACAGCCCAAAGAGAUUAAGUCCUCAGCAUGCAGAGGAGUUGCCAUUGCCGCCAUCAUCCACCUCAUCCUUAAGAGAGUCUCCUAAAAGCUGCUCCCACUCCCAGCAGAGGAGGAGGAAGGACUACUGUGACUGUAAAGAUGAAGGCCGCUGUGGGGUCGAUGCUGACUCUCCAGCGGUCACUCCGGUUCAGGGAUUUACGUCUGUUUGUGAGCAGCUUUCUGUGGAGUCAAAGCAUCAUUCGACCAGGAAAAGAGCACACAGCGCUGGUUCGGACGGACUCUGUGAAAAGACUCAGCCAGACACUGAAAAUGAACUAUUCUCACAGAAGUGCGUGGAGCUGCGCUGCUACAUCCAGCCUCUGUCAACCAUCCUGCGGGGCCUACGAGCAGGCAGGUACUCUGAACGUCUCAGCAGUUUCCAGGAGAGCGUCGCAAUGGACCGCAUCCAGAGAAUACUGGGGGUCCUUCAGAAUCCAAACACGGGUGGACGUUUCCUCAGCAUUAUACUGAAGAUAGAAGAAAUGCUUCAGAGUUGGUUCCCUCACAUCAGACCAGUCCUGACGCAGACAGACGACUCUGGCACUCCGGCUAAGAAGCAAAGGCCUCAUGCCUCCCCUCCUCCAUCCUCUCUGGGGUCGCUCUGCUCCUCAGACUCCUUCCCCCACCUCAAAUGUCUCCACACGUCGGCCAUCUGCUCCCUGAAGACGCCUGAAUCGCCGCUCGGCCAGCCCGCCGCCUCUGCCUCCGCCUCCCGUCUGCCCGCACGCUGCAGCCAGGAAGUGACCCAGGACAACGCCGUCUCCUCCAGCACCGACUCGCACCCGGGGCCCCUGCGCCGCCUCGGUGCCAGCGCCCGCCUCAGCCGGGGGGCGCUGCCCUUCAAGAUCAGCUCGCCAUGUCUGGAACGACUCCUGCGGGCGCAGGAGAGCAUCAUUGCUCCCAGGACUGUGGGAGAUGGAGGCUGGUUGUCUUGAGAGAGAGACAGGACGCUUUAUGUGCUGUGGUGAAAAUCAGAGGCUGAUCCGGCUGAGACAGGAUCUCAUCUUGGUUUCCACAGACGAUUCAAGGCCUUAAAAAAAAAAAAAAAGCAUGUUUCAAAGUCUUCUACAUCUUUUUUUUUUUUUUUUUUUUAAAUCUACAGCUGACGUGCAGUUUGCUCAGACGUCAGGAACCCCAGCAGAAAGAGUCCGACAUGACAGGGCCUCGGUUAAAUGGGUUUCAUGCUUCUUGCGGUCGGUGCAGUCGGGGAUGUGCAGAAGGCACGCACGGUCGCUGCGACCCGUCUGGUCGCUCAUAUUGAUGGCGGUCAAAAGCGGCUGCUCCAAGAACGGACUUCUUCACUCCAUCAGCCAAUCAUUGCAACUCGGGCUGUAACGAUAUGCGAUAUGAAUCCGAAAUCGCAACACUCAGAUCCACGAACCUGUGUCGCGUGUGAGAAGGCAGAAUCGCACACACACCCCUUCCGACUCCCAGAGUUAUCGAAUUCGGCCAAUAAGGAGUCGGUUUGUUACAUGGGCGUAAAGUGGUCUCCCCAUGGAUGGAAGGGUCUUCCUCACAUUUCCGAAGAGAGAAAACGUAGCAGUUGAGUUACAGUAAUAACCAAGCUAAAUGAACUUUAACAAAUUCAAAUCGUGGGUCAAAAAUCGUGAUAUCGUGGGUUUGGUGUAUCGUUACAGCCCUAAUUACAACGCGGUCUACGACACCUAGUCCGAGUUGUCACAACAUUUUGGCGAUGCUCGGCGCUCCGACCCUCCACACACAGUGGCCCCGGUCUACAUCGCCCAACCGCGCUGCCCGCAAGAAGCAUGAAACACGUUUUAGAAAGUAGACUUUUAGGACACUUUAAAAAACAGCUGUCUGUGUGAGGAAACACUGGAGCUCUGUGUUCAGUUUUCACUAAUAUUUGAGUUGGAUACAUUUUUAUCUUCUGAUGAGUUCAAAGGUUAAAACAGUGUUGGCAGACUGUUACUGAGUGAACAAAUGAAACAGGAAUCAUGAGCUCUGGGGUUCUUCUGAAAACAUGGAUCGAAAUAUUAAUGAAGGCGCAUUACAUCUGGA